Linum trigynum is the source of this 862-nucleotide messenger RNA. The record is from the annotation of a GenBank genome assembly. Lineage: Eukaryota; Viridiplantae; Streptophyta; Magnoliopsida; Malpighiales; Linaceae.
AUCCUAAUCUGACCUAAAUCAACAGCCUCUCAUCCUUCUCUCUUUCUCAUUUUUUUCUACCAUUCUUCCUCUCGUUCUCUAUCUUCUCGCUGCCUCAUCUGAGACGAGCAAAAAGAAGAGGAAACCCUAAACACCACAAAACUCUUCUUCUCUCCUUCUCUCGAUCUGCUCUCUUCCUCUCGGAUCCGUCCACCUCUUUCUCUCCUUGAGUCUGGAAGCAACGAAAUAAUAGAAACAAGAGGAGGUGGCGCUGACGGCGACGGUUGAGGCAAACAACGCCAUGACAAGGCAAGAGGGCGUCGAUUCGGGUAAGAACAUCGGUACAUGCAUGAUUAUUUCUAGGUUUAAUUUUGUUCUUAUUUAUUGUUAUGAUUCUGAUUUGGGCUUCAUUUUUUUUGGUUUUUCGUUAUUGGUGGGGUGGAAAAGCAAACGACAGAAGAUGGAGAACGCCUCCCCGUUCGAUUCAGGCAAAAGAACGAUUGUAGCCUCCCUAAAUCGAUCGGAAAGCGACAAUCAAGACGACGGGAAAAGAAGCAAGAAAGAGACUGCUGCCGCCGAAGCGAGUGCCACCGCCACCGGGAAGAAUUCGAAUGCCUGGAGGUUUUCAGAACCUAAACCUAAACGGAAGGUCCAUAAAAGCAUGAAAGGAAGGGAGAUUCAAAUGGUCUUACUCCAAACUUCUUACAUUCAUAGAACCUCCACCCUGGAUUUGCAUCGGUCCAACUAGUCCUCAAAUAUUUUGUGUACGCACAGUUACAACAUGGAGUAGCCAUGGCUUAGAUCGACAACCUCCAAAGAUAACAAGUUGUUGCAGAGGACGAGGAAGAAGAUGGAGAAGGAAGAAUAAGGAAAAUGGAAGAAU